Molecule: messenger RNA, 2916 nt
Organism: Apus apus (common swift)
Lineage: Eukaryota; Metazoa; Chordata; Aves; Apodiformes; Apodidae
Gene: YPEL5
Product: yippee like 5
Exons: 7
Coding region: 600-965 (121 amino acids)
Source: RefSeq, a predicted model, not a curated record
GCGGCGUCGUGCGGCUGAGCCCGAGCGCCGGGGCUGCGGAGGGCGGGCGGAAGACACCGCGUACGAAGCUGCCGCCGCCGCUGCUCUCUCUGCGCCAGAAGGUGCUGCUUGUUCACCUCUCCUUGAAGACUUACUCAUCGCCGAAGCAGCUUUGAGUAAACCUCGUGUCCCCGCCUGAUAAGUGACUCUCACGGGAAGCCGCAUGUCAGAAGCAGAGGCCAGAGGCUGAGCCCUGCUUACUUCAACAGUUACAGAAGUCAGUUGCAGUUGGUGGAAUCUCAGACCUCCUGAGACUGACCACGUGUAUUUUCAGAAGCACACCCACUUGUGAGCAGCAGAAACCUGAGAAGAUGAGAAGAGGAAGCUUAAGCCCAGUUCCUGAGAUCUGAAGAUUAAGUUUAAGCCUGGUUCCAGAAUUGGAAAUGCAGCUGAUGGUGCUGAAGCAACACUGAGUUUCCUGAAAUACCUGCAGUCCAGUGUGUAUAUAGAAAGUGUCUGCUGCCCCUCCCAAAUGUUCAUGGUCCUGUGUCUUCAAAAGAUGCAUUCUGGGACAAGAAAACACUGACUGUGUUGAGUAUAAACUUACAUAAGUUCUAAAGAUGGGAAGAAUUUUUCUGGAUCAUAUUGGUGGCACUCGCCUGUUCUCCUGUGCAAACUGUGACACAAUUCUGACCAAUCGUUCUGAGCUCAUCUCCACUCGUUUUACAGGGGCUACAGGAAGAGCCUUUCUUUUUAACAAGGUGGUAAAUCUGCAAUACAGUGAAGUUCAGGAUCGGGUCAUGCUCACGGGCCGCCACAUGGUUCGAGACGUGAGCUGCAAGAACUGCAACAGCAAACUGGGUUGGAUCUAUGAAUUUGCCACUGAAGACAGCCAGCGCUACAAGGAAGGCCGUGUUAUCCUGGAAAGAGCUUUGGUCCGAGAGAGUGAAGGAUUUGAGGAGCAUGUUCCAUCUGACAAUUCCUGAAGAGACUCAAGUCUCUCUGCAGGUUCUCUUCAAUUGAAACUCAAAAAUAAUAAAAUCAACAACAAAAAAAUCUGCUUACAUACACUGUCACCUUAGCAUCAGAGUUGGAUUCAUGGACUACAAAGUGGGAAAGAUUGUGAGAGUAUUUCAAAUGGAACCUUCUUUCCUUUAUUCCUUUUAUAUUUUACUUUCCCUCCAGCAGCUGUUUGUAGAAAAAAUGUUGUGCAGAUGCUGUAACUUUUUCCUCUCUUGUUUUUACACGUUAGAUUUGAGAUUGUAUCUACAGAUACAACAGGCUAAAAGGAAAGUAUUUGGAAGAUUUGUGAUUCGAUAGAGAGAAAUGUAAUGAGUUUUUUUUAGUUUUCACAAACUGAUGCCAGCAUAAUGUUAUUUUAAAACUACAGAUGUUUUUUAAAAAGUAGAUUCCAAUUUCUGGCUUAAGGUUUUAGUUAGGUUUUUGGUUUGGUUUGGUUUUUUGUGUUUUUUGUUUUUUUUUUUACCCAGUCUUUUCACCUGAUUUGCUAGCUAAAGUGAAAAGAUCUGAAUUUGUGCUGAGUGCUAAAGGUUCAGUGUUGGUACAGCUUGGGCUGGCCCUUGUGCCAUAUUCUUGUUGAGGUUGAUUGGUAGCACAGAGCCCACUAUUUCUUCUCAUUCUUGACCCAAAGAUGUCACCAUUCCUUGAUUAUUUGUGAAGUUCCAUUCACCAUGUAAACUACUGUUGAUUGGAAACUGUUCUUGAAAUAGGGCAAAACUGCUUGGCUUAUUAAAACUAACUAAUGUAACUUACAAGCAUAGUAAAAAUAUAAAAUAAUAGUUGUCUGUUUAGUCUUACAUUGCUUACAAAUCAGAAGCUGUGUUUGUAAUGUACUGAGAAACUACUGUUUCAGUAGUAGUUGGUUGGGUUUUUUUUUGUUUCUCUACUAAUCUCAGUAAGAAGACAGGCAGUUGCAAAUCUUAAUUCUUCAAGUAGCUUUCUUUAAACCCAGAACUUCCUAUGUUAAAUAAAGUGGGUGUGUAAAAGGAGACGAUUGCCAGCAUGUUUGUUCAUGUCUAGGGUUUUGCAAUCUGCAUCUCCUGAAAAAAAUAACAUAAACAGCUUGUUUUCAAAUGCUGCUUCUGGUGUUAAAACCUUUAUCUUUCAACUUUGUUAAACCUUUUCAUUGUGAUGUUACAUUUUUAUCUUUCUGGGCAGCAGUACAUGUCAGCCUAGUAGUAACUACUAGUUACUUGGAUUCCUGCUUUCUUUUUGUAGAGGUCAGCUCUGUUUAAACCAGUGAUCUUGCUUGCCUUUUUAGCAAAACUCUCUUCAUUAACUUAACUUAAGGGUGCCCAAACACUUUAAUUCUGUCUUAAGCCAUAAAUUAAGAUAUCAAAGGCUGAAAUGUAUUUGAAUGCUAGGUAGGUAUGAUUCCUUACCAAAGAUACAAGUUUAUUUUUUUCUUAUUGGAUAAAUUGUGGUCAACAUGAAGUAAAUUACCCACAGACAUACAAGAGAGGAAAAAAAACUCCACCCAAUCAAACAGAUGUGGGCUUUGACCUUUCUGAAAAACUUUUCUUCACUAGCCACACCUCCGUAUCUGAAACUAAAAUGUGGAGGGUGACAAUGCAGAGUAUUUUUCUUUUUUUUCUUUUGGUUGCCAGCUGGCAAUUUGGACACCCCUGACUUGAAUCUACUGCCUGUUUCAUCUAAAAGUAACUAUUUAUGUAAUUGUCACGUGGCAAAAAAAACAGAGUAGAUCACAUACCAGACCUAUGCUUUAAUUAAAUUAAACAAUACUUAAACAAUAGUGUGCUUGUGCCUCAAAUGAAUCAGUUUUUGCACUGAGUGCAUUAUCUUGUACUUCUGUCCUUCACAGGCCCUAAAAGCCCCACCAUUAGCAUGGUUCUCUGCAGUACUUUUCUUGUACUUCUGACAUUACAGUACAAUAAAGUAUGUUUUGUCCUGAACUGA